Molecule: messenger RNA, 357 nt
Organism: Rotaria socialis
Lineage: Eukaryota; Metazoa; Rotifera; Eurotatoria; Philodinida; Philodinidae
Source: the annotation of a GenBank genome assembly
AUGCGUAAUCAAAUACCACAGUUCUCACAAGUACAACGUAGAAUACGUGCUCAACGUGAUCUUGCAGUUACACGACGUAUUAUUUUCACGAUUAUCGCCAUGACUUUGCCUGGCUUACCAAAUAUUGGUUUUAUUUUUCUGUCAAAUAUACAUCUGAAUAUGGAAGGUUCCUAUGAAAUGUAUCGUAUUCAAUGGACUGGUCCUAUAUUGGCAUUUCUAGUACUGAGUAUCGCUUUAAUAUUGAUGACACCAUCGUUAAAAAAUCUAAUCAUUGCGAAAAUGUUCAAUCAACGAGCUCAAGUGCAACCAACUACGUUGAACACAGCAAAAAAUGGUCAAGCGACACUCUCAUUUUAA